UCCGCCGCUGCGCCAGGGCCGGGGCCGGGGGCCUGUCCCCGCCGGCCAGCUCUGCACGCCGCGUCCCUGCGCCCCGCGACUGCGUCACCGGCCCCCCGCACGUAAUCACCGCUGCCUCCGCCCGCCUCGGGCCCGGGCGGACGUUUUGCCGCCCCGGCGACGUCAGCGCGUCCGGCGUUGCUUGGCUACCCCGCGGUUCCCCCUAGUCCUCUCUGCCUCUCGCUUUCCCGGGUGGAAACUCCUGGCUGCAUCUUGACGGGUCUCGGCUGCAUCAGAGCGGCAGGCAUCCCACCUGCACGUAACGGCUCUGACUCACCUGGACACGCGUGCCUCCCAACCCCGCGCCCACCAUCACAUUUCCUCUCCCUCUCCAAAUAACCCUGCCCCAGAUCUGGCGGGAGAAGAUGGAGACGCGGGGGGCACCGAGUUUGGGACGUCGCUCGGGAGAGGGUCGCCAAAUGAUAGCCGCGACUGGAGGCCGUCCCUGAAGUUUGUCCUUGUACGGAGACACGUGGAAUGGAGGGUCUUCUCAGGUGUCGCUUGAUUGCCUCAUUUGUUUACUCUUAAUUCUCAACCACUUCAGAAACCUAAUCAUUGGAGAUAGCCUUUGUCCAAGGAAUUAACUGUCAUUAGCUAUUUUGAAGGACUCCAGUCUUUGGUGAAUUCAGACUUGUCAGCUUUCAGGAAGCUACCAGCCUAGGCUCCGUAACAUAUGUCUCAGAGGAGGCGCAGAUUCCAAAUCCGUAUAGCUAGUACUGGGAUUAAGACGUGUCAAGAAGAGAGUCCAUGUCCCUGUAGGCUUGUCACAUUGUCCUGAAGAGCGGUCACUGCCUUCACCUGACUUAUUGAAUUGAUCACCAAGCAAGACCGUUGCAGAGAAUCGGGCUUGGGCUCCAGCAUACUAUAAUGAAAAACGUCUCUGUGACAUGAACCUCUACACAGCAUUUCAGAAGUCUUAAUUAAGACUUUGAAUUUUAUGCCACUUUUCACUCCUCUCUCGUCUGUUAGAAGAAAAAAAAAUGUGUGCAAGUAGGAUACUUUGGUCUGGAAACUAAAGUUCACGUAGAAUGGACCUAGAUCGGGAGAAGCAGGCUGGGCUGGGACUGAAGAUCUGUCUCUGAAAAGAACACAUUGACGCCUGGGAGUUUUAGAAAUGAGGAAACAGAAGGUUGAAUCUAGAAGAUGAUGAAAGACUGGAGUUACUGUGUGUAGCAUGAGAGCAAAUGCCAGGCCGGGAAUUAAAAAAAAAAAAAGUGAAACCUUCAGCUAACCUUUUCUUUGAAUGUCCACUUUCCUUCCCCCAGCUAAAUGAUGGCAGAGACAAGUCUGUUAGAGGCCGGGACUUCUGCGGCCUCCACAGCUGCAGCUCUGGAGAACUUACAGGUGGAGGCAAGCUGCUCCGUGUGUCUGGAGUAUCUGAAGGAACCAGUCAUUAUUGAGUGUGGACACAACUUCUGCAAGGCUUGCAUCACCCGCUGGUGGGAGGACCUGGAGAGGGACUUCCCUUGUCCCGUGUGUCGGAAAACCUCUCGCUACCGCAGCCUCCGGCCCAACCGGCAGCUCGGAAGCAUGGUGGAAAUCGCCAAGCAGCUCCAGGCAGUCAAGCGGAAGAUCCGGGACGAAAGCCUCUGCCCCCAGCACCAUGAGGCCCUCAGCCUUUUCUGCUACGAGGACCAGGAGGCUGUAUGUUUGAUAUGUGCAAUCUCUCACACGCACCGGGCCCACACCGUUGUGCCGCUGGACGACGCCACCCAGGAGUAUAAGGAAAAGCUGCAGAAGUGCCUGGAGCCAUUGGAGCAGAAGCUGCAGGAAAUUACCCGUUGCAAAUCCUCAGAGGAGAAGAAGCCAGCCCAGCUCAAGAGACUAGUGGAGAGUCGCCGGCAGCAGAUCCUGCGGGAAUUUGAAGAGCUUCACAGGCGGCUAGAUGAGGAGCAGCAGGUGUUGUUCUCACGGCUGGAGGAGGAGGAACAGGACAUCCUACAGCGACUGCGAGAAAACGCAGCUCACCUGGGGGACAGGCGCCGGGACCUCGCCCACCUAGCUGCAGAGGUGGAGGGCAAGUGCUUACAGUCGGGCUUCGAGAUGCUUAAGGAUGUCAAAAGUACCCUGGAAAAAUGUGAGAAGGUGAAGACCAUGGAGGUGACAUCAGUAUCUAUAGAGCUGGAAAAGAACUUCAGCAAUUUUCCCCGACAGUAUUUUGCCCUAAGGAAAAUCCUUAAACAACUAAUAGCGGAUGUAACCCUGGACCCCGAGACUGCUCAUCCUAACCUAGUCCUCUCUGAAGAUCGUAAGAGUGUCAAGUUCGUGGAGACAAGACUCCGGGACCUCCCAGAUACGCCACGGCGCUUCACCUUCUACCCCUGUGUCCUGGCUACUGAAGGCUUCACCUCAGGUCGACAUUACUGGGAGGUGGAGGUGGGCGACAAGACCCACUGGGCAGUGGGCGUGUGCCGGGACUCCGUGAGCCGGAAGGGCGAGCUGACUCCACUCCCUGAGACUGGCUACUGGCGGGUACGGCUGUGGAAUGGGGACAAAUAUGCAGCCACCACCACCCCAUUCACCCCGUUGCAUAUCAAAGUGAAACCCAAGCGGGUGGGCAUAUUCCUAGACUAUGAGGCUGGCACGCUGUCUUUUUAUAACGUCACAGACCGCUCUCAUAUCUACACCUUCACCGACACUUUCACAGAGAAACUCUGGCCACUCUUCUACCCAGGUAUCCGGGCCGGUCGGAAGAAUGCUGCACCACUCACCAUCAGGCCUCCAACGGAUUGGGAGUGACCGGGUGGGACGUGGGAAAAAUCGGGAUAAGGCAGGGUCCAGAAUACAGGCCUUCCCAUGGCCUGCAGGAGUGGCUUCAUGUCAGCCCGGUUGUUAGUCGGGAAUCAUCUCAGAGAAACUCUGGUUUCCUUGAUGGUUUGUGGGCAGGAGUGGAUAUGAAUGGGCUGCAGUGAGCGUCCCUCCUAACCGUUAAGAUGGGGAGCUGGUUCCCAGGGGCUCAUCCCCCCCGGAGUCUACGAGGUUUUCUGUUGCACAGGAAUAGUUUGGCAAGGAAGGAGGGUCUUUUACUUUAAAAAAAAAAAAAAAAAAGUCCAGGGGAGGCGCUAACUUAAACUGGAGAAAGAAGCCAAAACACCACAAUAUCCUCCAGGGGGUGCUUCAACCCAGGAUAGUUUUGUUUCUAAGGAAGGUGACAGGUCUGUGCACCUCUAGAUUGAAGGAAAGAUGAGUGACAGCUGCUGUCACACAUCUGAAAAUUGAGUUGUUUCAAGGGCGAAGAAGAGUAAAAUGAAGGUCAGGACAGAAGACGUGAAAAGUCCUAGAGACAAAUGAAAGGGUAGAGGAUUUCUUCACCUUUUGAUCCCAGGAUGGGUUUGUGAUUAUGAAGAGGAAUGACCAAAAAACUAGAAAUGUAGGGAAAAAGGGCAGAUGAAAAGACAGGAGGCCCCAGAUCCCCACCUCACCUGCCAGCAGAGCAGGCUGCUUGCUGGCUCCCUCAUGGUGGGGCGGCUUGGCUGCAAGAAGUCACUCCCCCUGCUGCUCCCCAGAAGCAGGUUGGAAGAGAACCAGUGAGACACAUCUACCAUUUCCCAGUUUUCCCCAAGGGGACAGGGCAAGGAGCAAGUCAGGCAUCAGAGAAAGGGGAUCAAAAAUGGCAGCAGGCAGUGUGCAAGCCGAAGGGGAAGAAAGGUAGCGGAGUCUCUCACCCUGAGGACAGGGUAGAGGAGGGUGGUGUGUGUGCAUGUGUGUGUGUGUAUAAAAGAAAGGGCCAGAAAAGUGUCCUCCUUCAGCCUUUGUGCAUCUGGCCUGGUGUUGCUGUUCAUGCGAGGCAGGCUUUGGCUUGUUUGUCACCAUCAUCUCUCACCAUUCCCCUCUUCAGAGAAUAUUAAGUCAUGUUUAAUGUUAGGCCAAACUAAACAACCAGUAGGGUGCAUAAAAAAAGGGUCAGCACUGCAUGCCAAGCCAAACUCCAGCAUCUCGGGUGACCUGCUGCUUGUGUGUUGAUCUCCAAAGAAGACCAGGACAAGCAACUGCAGCUCUCCAAGGGCGUUUGUUCUUCCUACCACCUCAGCAGGACCACGUCCGCACUCCUCCUCUUACCUUUGUGCCUUGACUGUGGUUCUUUGUGGCAAGAUACUUGGGUUGGUUUAAAAAAAAAUUAUAUGGAACAAAGGAUCCACUGAAGCGA
Molecule: messenger RNA, 4186 nt
Organism: Ochotona princeps (American pika)
Lineage: Eukaryota; Metazoa; Chordata; Mammalia; Lagomorpha; Ochotonidae
Gene: TRIM39
Product: tripartite motif containing 39
Exons: 7
Coding region: 1309-2778 (489 amino acids)
Biological process (GO): protein stabilization; negative regulation of proteasomal ubiquitin-dependent protein catabolic process; positive regulation of apoptotic signaling pathway
Molecular function (GO): protein binding; zinc ion binding
Source: RefSeq, a predicted model, not a curated record